GAAAGAGAAUGGUUUUACAGGAUGCCGGGAAAGCAUAACUACUCAAUUUUGCUUCAAAGCUGGAUGGUGAUUUUAACUCCAUAAUAACCUGUGCUAAUUUAUGUAUAACCUUGCAUCUACUGGGAUGUGAACCUGUAAACUCCUGUGGGGAGAGAGGUUUUAAUUUCUUGCAGUUUCUCAGGAGCAUCUAAGACCCUCAAAAGGCUAUAGCAACAGGCGGGGUGAAAGAAGAAAUGCCAGUUUUACAGCCAGAGAACCUCGUUUCCAGUAAUUCUGGACUUGGCUUUACUCACCUAUACAGGAGGUUGAUGAAAGUAACACCUACUUCACAGGGUUGGUGUAGGGAUUGGUGAAAUAAUGUCUGGGAAUGCACUUCGGAGCCCUAGACAAAUGUUGGUCAUUAUAUUGUUAAUAAUGUCUUACAUUUUAUUAAGCGCAUUAUAUUGUCUUCCACACAGAUCAACGAGGCAGGCAAAGGAGGCAGUGUAAUUUUUUCCCAUUUUACGGAUGAAGAAACCGAAAUUCAAGUGAUUUGCUCAAGUUCACACAGCUGUUUAGGGUCAGCCAAGUCCAAGUUAAACAACAUAAUGUAAAUAUGUACCCAAAGGCUAAGCGCCCUCCCUUCCUCCCUCUCUCCUGAGUUUCGGGUUGAAAUACCCAGCUCACGCAAGCCAAAAUAUUUAAGGGUCCUGGCCCAUCCUUCCCAACCAGGCACAGCAGUGACAGCUGCCCCGUGUACCAGACCUGACUGAGGGAUGGCGAGGCUGCAGGGAGGGGCUUCCCGCUCUGAGGCCCCGCCUUCUGGUGGCCCCAGCAGGAAAGCGCCGGCGGCAACGGGUCUCCGUAGCCGGCGAUGGAAAUCCCCAGGUCGGUGCGGGCCAGUGGGAACUGGCUGGCACUCCUACUCCCUGCUGAGGCCCAGGCGCGCGCCCGGCGGGGUGGAGGGUCCCGGGGUUUGCGCACCUGUGGCCUGGUCGGCCGCCCCGCCAGCUUUCUGCCUACUCUUGCCGUCCAAGGCUUCCUUCCUCUCCAACUCCCCUUUUUGGGGUGUGGGUAUUUGUUUUAACCCAACCAGCCCCUUUGCGCGUCUCUACAGGCCCAGGGCUCAAACUGCGCCUCUGGGGUUCCUGGCGCGCGGCGAUCAGGGGCCAUGGAAAGGCCAGAGGAGGGCCCAACCCAGACGUUUGUUUUCAUCUUCUCCGAGGCGGAUCUCGCAGGCCAGAGAAGUGGGUCCCGCUUACCGCGGGGCUGUUACCAAAAAAGGCCUUUCUCUCGCUGGAGCGCUUGGCGGCGCGCGUUGCAGCGGGGUGACGCGAGGUUCAGCCCGGGCCUCCUCGAAGGUUGAGCCAGCUGACUGCAGGGAUGCCAGGCCAAGAGUACCCCCCGCCCCCCCCACACCCACCCGCCCCGUCUCUGCCACAAAACGGCGGGGGCAGAAGACUGCAGGGAGCUUCGAAGUGCGCGCCUAGCGACCUUCUCACCACUAGUAACCUUGGGCUGUGGUGCUCCGGAAAGGCCAGGUGGAAAGCUGACCUUUUGCUCCAGUUUACAGCAGGGUUCUCUGAGGAUGCCAGCCCAGAUGGCAAGCUGGGUGGGGAAAGCGACAUAGGAAGGAACUUUGGGAAGACGAUGUCGCCGUUUGGCGCCCGGCUCUGCUAGUCUCUGCUUGUGUCCCAGACCCCAUGGACAGAGUUCUGUGAGUCUCUGCACCUGGCAGUUUACGUUGAGGCUCCUCCACCUCCACCAACCCCCUCCCAAAUCCUUUCCAGUUCCUUUCCACUGUUGUCAUAGUUUUGUUGCACGGGACUCUUCUUCGGGGAGAAAACCCACCUCCAGAACAUUGGAGUUCUUGCCUCUCACCGUCUCUCACACAUCCUCAAACGGCCAUCUCAGACAGGCAACAUGAGAUACCACAAAU
This is a messenger RNA of Cercocebus atys (sooty mangabey), 1918 nucleotides long. RefSeq lists its product as uncharacterized. Bases 756 to 1469 code for a protein of 237 amino acids. The record is from RefSeq and is a predicted model, not a curated record. NCBI's taxonomy places the organism in Eukaryota, Metazoa, Chordata, Mammalia, Primates, Cercopithecidae. The transcript has 2 exons.